CCACCACCACCCAUCAUUUUCUUUUUGUCUUGCCGUUCUCAGUAUAUCUUGAAUUACCGCCAUCCAGGCGACAUCAAGACUGCUGCCCACCUCCCUCGACGUCUUCCUACCUCGAAGGUUACCCUUGUACUCUCAGCUUUAUCUAGGCUCUACAAGCACGUUCUCGAAUACGACUCCGUUAUCUGCCUCCAGCACGCUAAGUCUGAUCACGAAAGGAUCAAGGCACGCCUACAACUUUUGUAUCCUACUAUGUCCUGCGAGUUGAAACAGGAGGCCAAUGCGCAAAGCAAAACGUUCAGCGCCAUGGAAGAGAGACUACAGCGACAAAUUGAUGCCUUGGGCUCACGCGUUGGUUCUUUGGAAAGAUAUAAGGAGGACUGCGAGCGGAAUUUCGAGGAUCAACUUCGAUAUGAGACUGUGGACCGCUUCUGUCGAGGUCUGACCGACAUUCUGCAGAAGAAAAUCGUCAAUCUAAAUGCCAUGCUCCAUGAUUUGUCAUCUAGGCUAGAAAACGAAGCCUUGAGAUAUCCUCCUAAUGCUUUCGUGUUUCUCAGCUACUAUCUUCAUUACGACGACGACAACCUGCCGGAGGUCUUCCAUCUGUUUCCUCUAGAAUUUCAUCGAAGGAAUGUCGCCACCCUCAGUUGCAUCAUACCGAGCUCUGGAACGGCCUUGAAUGCUCUCAGUCUUCUUGUCGAUGGUCCUCAUGGUCGUGAUAUUAAACUUCUCACCCACUUUUGGGCAGUCCGCGCUAGUUUUGGCACCGAAGAGAGUUCUUCAGCACACCCGGUCCCAGGCCUCAACUUGGCAUAUGAAACCCUUCAAAAUCUUGUCGAUGACCCGGAACAACAAGCCCAGAUACGAGACAUUUUACCCUUACUUGUUGACGUCGGCGGAUACGGUGUCAAUCGAAAUGUCAAGUACUUCUCGUCAGCUGUGUUGUGAGCUCUAGCUUGUUUUUACCACAGUCCUCGUAUAUCCUUCCAUUUUCUUUUGUUCUAGUGUAGUAUUCAAGAUUGGAGUACAGAACCUCGUUCUAUUCGGCUGUCGGUAUUCCACAUCUUUAUCCAAUAUAAAUGCAGAAUAAAACCAACAGCCAUUUUUAUUCCCCUCCAUCUAUGUCAGCGUAG
This is a messenger RNA of Desarmillaria tabescens, 1130 nucleotides long. RefSeq lists its product as uncharacterized. Bases 250 to 945 code for a protein of 231 amino acids. The transcript has 3 exons. The record is from RefSeq and is a predicted model, not a curated record. NCBI's taxonomy places the organism in Eukaryota, Fungi, Basidiomycota, Agaricomycetes, Agaricales, Physalacriaceae.